CCCAUUUGCUCCAGCGGGCGGAACGGAGCGGGGAUUUCGCCUCCGCAGUUGUCUGGACUGUCCGGCUCAGGAGCAUGAGCGGGCCCGGGCUGCCGCUGAGCGGUGGGGCGGCGGGGCUGCCUCCACUGCCCAAGAGUCUGAGCGGGUUGCUGAAUUCUUCUUCGAGCGGAGGCGGCGCGAGCGGAGCCGGAGGGCGCUGGAGGGACCUGGAGCGGCUCUACGCGCAGAAAUCUCGGAUCCAGGAUGAGCUGAGCCGGAGCGGAGGGGGCCGAGGGUCCCCGCGGCCGCCCAAGCCCCCCAAUCUGGACGCGGCGCUGGCCCUCCUCCGAAAAGAGAUGGUUGGCCUCCGGCAGCUAGAUAUGUCAUUACUGUGUCAACUCUACUCCCUUUAUGAAUCAAUUCAAGAAUACAAAGGUGCCUGCCAAGCUGUGUCAAGUGCAGACUGUGCGUAUGCUCUGGAAAAUGGUUUUUUUGAUGAAGAGGAAGAAUAUUUCUAAGAACACAGUACCUCUGCCAGGAGCAAAGUGUGGAGGAACGUUGUAGCUAUGAAACCAUCAGUGUCUACUAGGACUUUUAAGUGCAUCCCUGGUUUGUGUUAGAGGAAAGACACUCUGCAACCCAUUUAUUUCUGGCAUACUGUCAACCCAGGUUACACACUGUGCUAAUCCUUCUCCAGGAAAGCAACUUGCAACAAGCUUUGAAGUGUACUUAAGUGCGUUUGACUGGCCACAUCAGUCUAAUUUAUACACUGGGUGUUUCCAACUUGAACAUGUUGGCAAAUGCCUCUUUAUAACCACAAGUUGGAUUAUGCAAGAAAUCAAUGGACAGAUAAAGUGGUAGUUAAUGUUACUACCUAGAGUGUGUGCAGUUGUAAUUAUAAUGAACAAGAAUCUUGGCUAUUUUUUUAAAAAAAAUGAAAAGCAAGAACUAGGGAGUCUGUCUCUGCCAUAGUACAGUAUUAGAUGGACCUUCUUGCAGUGUCUUAGAUAUCCUGUAAGAGCUGCUUAUUGUAUCUUCUUUCUCUUCUGUCUUAAGACUUACAUGUGUUAGUGAAUUUAACCUUUCCUUCCAGUGAUCCAAUUCAUUUUCUCUUUUGUUACAGUCAGUAAACGUUAGCUAUUUAAGCCAAUUUAAUUGGACCUGUUUUGUAACACUUUAUAUAUUUUUACUUAAAUAUAAUAAAAACAAGUCAACAGUCUGUCUGUUAUUGUGUGGCUUAACAAGUUUACACAAUUAUUUAGGUAGCUUAUACAAACUAAACGAGUAGCAAAUAUGAAGAAAUUCCGCACAAACUCAGAUCAACAGCAAUAUUUUAUACGCAUUGAAUUGCCUGGAAGGUAAUCUGUGAACUUGUUUGUUACAAAUAAAAGAAAUCUGUACAAAGUGUUUGUAGAAUAUUAUAUAAUGUUAUAGCUUUUAUACUACCAUAAUUGAAAGAAUUAAAGCUUGAACGCUAAUUUAUUAAACUUUCUAAUAUUAA
Messenger RNA from Eublepharis macularius, 1480 nucleotides. RefSeq names its product family with sequence similarity 89 member A (gene FAM89A). NCBI's taxonomy places the organism in Eukaryota, Metazoa, Chordata, Lepidosauria, Squamata, Eublepharidae. Bases 75 to 497 code for a protein of 140 amino acids. The transcript is spliced from 2 exons. The record is from RefSeq and is a predicted model, not a curated record.